This is a messenger RNA of Geodia barretti, 2965 nucleotides long. Lineage: Eukaryota; Metazoa; Porifera; Demospongiae; Tetractinellida; Geodiidae. The record is from the annotation of a GenBank genome assembly.
AUGUUCCUGUCUCUUUCUGCGGAGUCCUGCUGCAGUUGUCUGGUGAGACGGAGGUUGAGAGCAGUCAUGGUCGUCAGGUGUUGGAGCUCACUCUCUCUCAUGUGUGUCGCCAGCUCCCUGCGAGGGACCACGACACUACACCCAAACUCCUUCAUCUCGCAGGCCACGGGCUCCAGUGGACACACACUGCGAUGUUGCUCCAUCCCCACCGCUCCACACUGCCCACCUCACAACCAUUUGGACAAGGCUCGGGGAACUUGGGACACUCUGGUUCGUGUUUCCCGCUCUCCGGCAGUAUACAGCCACAGACAUAGGGACUCUUCUCUAGCGGUGGGGCUGAGGGAUAGGGAUAGGGAGGAGGAGGAUCGGACAUGUUGCUUUUGCCACGCGCCUGCGCAGAAUAAAGUGGGCGGGACAAAUCGUCAUCUCAGCGGCUUUCUAUCUGGCCUUGUGCGUGGUGCCAGUGAUGGUAGUAUGCCGGCUAGACGGACGGUGCUGCGACUGCUGCUACUGUUCCUAGUCGCCGCCGCGGUAAACCUCGCCGUCAUCUUCUACCUCGGAGUGCCGGAGUCGAGUGCAGGAAGCGAGAAGUACGUGCAGCGGAUUCAGCAACAGUCCGAGCUAAUCUCCAGUCUCUCUAGAAACAUAAGCAGGCUUCAGCGCAGGUUGGAACAGCUCCAAAAAGGCGCGGGAGACGACAAGCAAGAAGACGACGAAUUGGCGUGGAUUUACAUGAUAACGCCGACGUACGCGCGAUGGACGCAGAAGGCGGACCUCACGCGGCUGGCGCAGACGCUCAUGCAAGUCCCUCGCCUCCACUGGAUAGUGGUUGAAGAUUCCGAACGCAAGACGGAGCUAGUGACAGAGUUCUUAACGGAGGCGGAUGGAAGUUUUGAAGAUCACUCAUUUGAACGUCCGGACAGAGGAAUUGAGCAGAGGAACAAGGCUCUGGAGUUGCUGAGGCGGAAAGCGGCAGACGGGACCCUUGUGGGUGGGGCUAGGGGUGUGGUCUAUUUCGGUGAUGACGACAACACGUAUGACAUUGCAAUAUUUGAAGAGAUGAGAAAGACUAAGAAAGUGUCCGUGUGGCUGGUGGGCAUCAGUGGUGGUGUGAGGUUUGAAGGAUUUGCGGUGAAUCUUCAGCUGCUGUUGGACCACCCAGAAGCCAGGAUAGACCCAAAUGCACCGCGAGGACACCUGGAAACUUCUCUACUGGAGAAUCUGGUCACUCAGGACCAGUUAGAGCCACUGGGAGAUGACUGUACUAAGGUAUUGGUUUGGCACACGCGAACAGAAGUUCCAAACAUGAAACACGAAAAAAGACUCAUCGAAAGUGGAAACCCCUCAGAUCCAAACAUUGAGACGUAAAACCAAACCCCCCACUUAAUAAUUUAAUGACAUCAUAAAUAAGAGUACAUUAUUUUCAUUUACACCUCGUUAAAUUUUGUGAAUAAUACCCUACCGCUAUAAUUACUAUCCGCUAGAAGAUAAAAGGGAUUAUCUUGUAAGGUACUUUCUUGCAAUACUCGUUCCAGAACUCUCCGUAUUUUUCCGCACAUCUCACGUCGUCUCUGAUCGCCCGGUGUGUCAGUAGAAUGACCAGGAACGUGACGUAGAAAUACGGGAUUGGGCUCGAGAACAGCGCCGGAAUGGUCCACAGAAACGCGGCGGUUAUUUCAGGGACGUAGUGGAAAUGGCGGGAAACUCCCCACCAUCCCGACAUCAGUAGAAUACUCUUCCUUUCCUGGCCCUCGCUCGUGUGGAAAGUAGCUCGGAUUAUCUCCGGUUUGCGUCCCCAUACCGUGCAAUUCCCGUCCGUAUUCCGUACCUGUUCCCGCUGGCGGUCUGCGUCGUAGUUGAAGAAUAUGCAGAAGAUCCCGAGAGCGAUAAUCGCCACGGAGACGGGAAGCCCCAGGUCGUUAGGGUGGGUGGUGAGGUAGAGGGUGUGGCUUGUAUAGACAGAGGGAACCCACACCAUACAGCCCCAGCACAGCAUGAAUCCGGCUCUGUCAUGCAUGAUAUCCAGGCUCUUCAUGUACCCCAUCUCCCACUGGAAAAACUUGGUGAUGUAGAUCAGUUGCAGCACCACGGAAACAACCAUAGAGUCACUCAGACUUCCGAGCUGGUAUUGCUUCGCUGCGUAGCACAGCAGAAAAAGUCCCCAACUCAUCAUCCCGAAACGACAGUUUGUGAACAUUUUCACGUCCCAACCCAAAAUCCGCGGGUAGAGCUCCGUUCCCCAAUAGUAAUCGAAUAUGGGGUUGCCGCUGGCGCCGGAAUCGGUCGAUGAUGGCAGGAGCUUACCCUUGAGGGAGAUAACGAGGCAAAACACCAGACUGAAGAGGUUUAGAGUCCCGAUUAUCUCCUGGUAAUGGUCGUAAACCUCCGCAGGGUUGAAAAUCUUGAACACGAACCCACAUAGGCAGAACACAGCUAGGGUUAUGAAGUAUGACAAAAGACCGUUGGCCUUGUAAAUGGGAAUGUUUCCAGCCGGCGUGACCGGCCCCCGGGUAGUUUUUCCAGGGACGAGUCGCAUUAGGAGGAGCUGGAAGGCGGCGAAAGGGAGGAUAAACUCGCAGGCUCUGCGGGAACCGAAAACGUACGGGAAUACGCUCGUCUUGAGUAUCUGUAGGGGGCCGUCUCUCGCAGCGACGCGUGCGAAUUCCAGCAGGUCUCCGUCGAAUUCCACGAUGAUUCUGAUGAAGACCAUGGCAAAGACGGGGCAGACGAAGACAAGGAAAGCCGGUACGAAUGUUGAACCCGUGACAGUGUACGAAACGGCUUGUUUGUCUUCGACUUUGCCCGUUUUUAUACCGUUUGCCGUAGCGGUGCUGUCCUCGGGGCGAUGCCAGGCACCGCUUGCAGCCGCAGCUCGUCGUUUUGUCGACAUCUCUGAGCUGCAGAUGGAGGACGACCAAACAACACUCUAUACUGAGUGUCAAAUAUCAGAUCAGAGAAAGUUGUC